Molecule: messenger RNA, 1875 nt
Organism: Saccoglossus kowalevskii
Lineage: Eukaryota; Metazoa; Hemichordata; Enteropneusta; Harrimaniidae
Product: noggin-2-like
Biological process (GO): negative regulation of cell differentiation; osteoblast differentiation; negative regulation of BMP signaling pathway
Source: RefSeq, a predicted model, not a curated record
ACUAGCUGUUACUCAUCUGCCGGUGCUUCGGACAUCAUCUGCUAAACGACUUUGUUUGCUCCGCACCAACCACGCUGGCUAAUCAUUAACUGGUGCCGACAGCCACAGUGAGUACAGUGUCGGCAUUCGUUACAACAUCAUGUCUCCUAGAAGAAUCUGUAUUUCAAGUUUACUGUUAGAGGUUAUCGUGAUAAUCUCUUGUUUAAGCACGGGGGCGAACGCCGCCGCCGACGACGACGGUACUCUCUCUAGUCUCAGACAAUUGUACGGAUCUCCACCAUAUUUGAAGGUUAGUAAUGGCACUGCACAGGCAAUACCUGGUGAUACGAUAGAGGAGAGCCUACAACCAAAAGCAAGGGACCUCCGUGCCAAAAAGCUUAAAAAGAAACUAGGUAAAGACUUCGACCCAAAUUAUAUGUCUGUUGAAGAACCAGACGAAAAGGUCGCCCCAAUGACAACAUCUGUGCAAAACACUUUACAAAACCAGGCUACUGGUUUAGACUUUACGUAUACCAACGAGAAUGGGGAAACCGUUACCAUGGAUGGACAAACGACAGAACGCUUGCAACACUGGCUCGUUCAACAAGCAUCGUGUUCUGUCAGACACGAGUGGUUGGACGUCGGAUUGCUCUUCUGGCCCCGCUGGAUCAAACAUGGUGAGUGUGUACAACAAGACUGUUCCUGGCCACACGGAAUGUCAUGCGAACCGGGACCAGCCACCUAUAUCCAACUCCUUCGCUGGUACUGCCGUGGAAAGAAGAGCAAGCGUUCUCAAGAUCCUCCUAUUCAACCAAGUGGUCGUAUUACCAGGGAAGCGAAAAAAAAAUCCAAAUCGAAUAAGAUGAAGUGCAAAUGGAUCAAAGUUCCGUACCCAAUAGCCGCUGAAUGUGUGUGCCAGUGUGCAGGGAAAAACUGAUUCAACUUAGUAACAGCUGACGUAGCGUAACUUGGGUUAGGCUAUUUUCCUAUUAUUUCCCCUCAAAUCGAACUUCGCUGGCUUGUAUGAGAGUAUGCAUGCAAAGUGUAUCUAUUUUCGAUGAUUACAUCUCCUUCUUAAUAUCAAUGUAGUUAAAGAGUACGUCGCUAUUUUACGUGUGGAUGGCCUUCUAACAACCUCGCAUGUAUUUGCAAUGGAAAUGGUGCUGUGGUUCAAAGGAAAUUCUAACUUGAAACAGUGACAAUUAGGUAACACUUCAGAAAUAUUUCGAUCUAUUGAGAAACUUAUCUGUGACAAAACUUACGCCGUCCUAUGUGAAAAUAGGUAACAUUAAAAGCUUAUAACAGUAAGAGAGUACUAAUAAUAGUCCAUGCAUUAUGCACUACUUCUAAACAGGACUAGCCAAUAAAUUCAAGUUUCAUAGACCAAUUCGUUUCCCCUGAGUUUGAUUAAAUCCAGUGCAAUGUUUAUGUUGUAGUCUUCAAGAGUGCAAACACUGUCACAAAUGUUAUGUUAUGACUGAUUACAUAUGUGCUUGCGUCAGUAGGAUGGAAGAAAGCAGUAUACUAUGAUGUGGAUUAUAUAUUAAUGUUUAUAUCGUACUAGUAAAUUGGCUUUGAACUUUUGACCUUUACAACGAAUUUAACAGAUUGUCAUUUUUCGCUUUUUGCAUUUCGGCUGGCGGCGAGUAUAAUCAAUUGUACCAUGAGUUGUCAAGUAAAAGGUUGGAAGAAGCUUAUUUUAACAUAAUGAUAAGUGUCGCUUGUUGAAGCCUCGCGAGUAGAAGAAUUUUAUAUAGACACGCGUGGAAUCGCUAGUCACGUUUUGCAUUCCUUGUACUUUAUAAACACUAUUUACAAGAAUAUUUUCCAUAAGUUGUGCAUACAGAUAUAAUUCAAAGUGUUGUGCUUUAUCAGUAAAAUACGCUAUAUUCAGAA